Molecule: messenger RNA, 471 nt
Organism: Lethenteron reissneri (Far Eastern brook lamprey)
Lineage: Eukaryota; Metazoa; Chordata; Hyperoartia; Petromyzontiformes; Petromyzontidae
Product: zinc finger protein 664-like
Biological process (GO): regulation of transcription by RNA polymerase II; embryo development
Cellular component (GO): nucleus
Molecular function (GO): DNA-binding transcription factor activity, RNA polymerase II-specific; RNA polymerase II transcription regulatory region sequence-specific DNA binding
Source: RefSeq, a predicted model, not a curated record
CCGCAAGUGACGUCAUGUCACCUGCUUUCUCGUGACGUCACGAUAUAUCCGGAAGUUGCCACAGCACUCGCUCUCACAGAUCCGAGCUGAUGCUUCUUCUGAUGCUUCCUCUGCAGAAUUGGUUUGAUGGAGCAAAGGGACUCAGCGCAGCUCGUUAGACAAAGACAACGAUUGGACCAGUAUGCAAACAGCAUGGAUUCUACUGGAAAUUUUACACAGGACCAGAGAUCUCCAACGGGAAAGAAAGCCUUCAAGUGCACUGUGUGUGGGAAGGCAUUUUCAGAUUCAUCUGCUCUUAAAAAACACCAGAAAACACACACAGGAGAGAAACCCUUCAGGUGUAGUGUGUGUGGGAAGGCAUUUUCAAGUUUAUCUUAUCUUAAAAUACACCAGAGAACACACACAGGAGAGAAACCCUUCAAGUGUAGUGUGUGUGGGAAGGCAUUUUCAAGUUCAUCUUAUCUUAAAAAC